AUGCUUCAAUCAAUUAACGGAUUGAGAAUAUUAACAUUAUCUGAUAUUCAAGGGAAUUUCGACAUUUUAACCAAAUUAUACAACCAGCACCAACCAAUAGACUUGAUCAUACAUACAGGUAACUUUGGAUUUUGGGAUAUAAAUACCAUUCAAGAAUAUAAUGAGUUGAAUUAUCUUAAACAAAUAGUUGCAUUUCUGGAAGUAUUGAAACCUGAUUUAGUAGAAGAAUUAAACAAUUCAAGUAAGAUUUUGUCAACAAAUGGUAGUGGCAGUGGCAGUGGCAAUGGCGGGAAUGGAAAUUCUACAAAUCCUGAUGAAUUAGCAUUGUUCAAAUCUGAACUUUUGUCAUCAAAAGAAAGUAUCAGUCAAUUUCAACAGUAUGUUGAUGGAGAAAAAGUUUUACCUUGUCCAGUAUAUACUAUUUUCGGUCCAUUAGAUGACCCCAAGAUCAUUGAUAAGAUACAAACAAAACAAGUGACUAUUCCUAAUUUAUUUUUACUCGAUCACAAAAACAAUUAUGAAAUCAAAACAGCAAAUGGAACUCCAAAUAUCAAGUUAUAUGGUUUAGGUGGUACUUUAAAAAUACAUAGUCUAUUUGAUAAUGGGAACUUGAAUUAUCUGGGAGUUUGUGGGAAAAUUGGAGAACUUUGGAUUUCAUUGUUACAAAUAGCUGAAUUAUAUAUCAAUGUUACAAACUCAAAGGCAUUAACAACCAGUACCACAAAGAAUGCAACAAUUAACAUUUUCAUCAGUCAUGUACCAGUUGUUAAAGCACCACUUUUGGAGCAUUUGGCAAUCAUCACACAUGCAGAUUUCACCAUCAGUCAAGGCUUACAUUUCCGAUAUCCGGUGAUGGGCAAUGGUAUGAGUUUUGUUGAUAGUAUGGGUGGAUCAUCGGGAUAUGUUGAAAAUUAUCGGUCUAAAUUUUCCAGACUUCGAAUGAUACUAGGGGAAUUGUGGUUGGUAAUAAAAGAUGAGUUGAUUGAGCUUGUAAACAGUGAUAGGAAUGAAAGUUUGAAAAAUUUGAUUGAGUUGGGAUUAAGCUUGUUUGAUAAAAUUCCUGUUUCUAUCACUGAUUCACUGGAGAAAAUUGUUCCAUUGAGUUUAUACUCUGAUGAUAACUCAGAAUUGAAUAAAAAAUUGUUGAAGCGAAUCAAUGAUUACUAUUUCCAAGCAUAUUAUAAUCUAUGGCAUUUCAAUUUAUGCGAUUACAAUAAUUCCGACUCUGGGAACUAUAAUAUUAUGAUUUUUAAAUUGGAUAAUUUAGGUAAUUUUAAUUUAGAUUAUUGUUCCAGCCAAGGAUUCAAUUUUAAUUUCAAGACGGCUCAAGAGAAUACUAUCAACGAUGAUGUUAACGAUACCAAAGAGGAAGAAUCAGUGCGGCCACCUCAUAAAUCUACUAAUUAUCGCGGUAGUGGUAGUAAAGAACGAGGUGGCCGUGGAGGAUCAAGAGGUACAAGAGGUCUGAGAGGAGGUAGAGGUUCCUAUCGUGGUCGACGAGGAAAUGGAAACAGAUCCUCACGUUAG
This is a messenger RNA of Candida albicans SC5314, 1527 nucleotides long. RefSeq lists its product as uncharacterized. Bases 1 to 1527 code for a protein of 508 amino acids. NCBI's taxonomy places the organism in Eukaryota, Fungi, Ascomycota, Pichiomycetes, Serinales, Debaryomycetaceae. The transcript has a single exon. The record is from RefSeq and is a predicted model, not a curated record.